AUGGCCAACCUACGAAAAACCCACCCCCUCCUAAAAGUCGCAAACGACGCACUAGUGGAUCUUCCCGCUCCUGUCAACAUCUCAGCCUGAUGAAACUUUGGUUCCCUUCUAGGACUUUGCCUUAUUACUCAGAUCCUGACCGGCCUUUUCCUAGCAAUGCACUACACCUCUGAUAUCUCUACAGCAUUCUCAUCUGUCGCCCAUAUUUGCCGAGACGUUAACUAUGGCUGACUCAUCCGCAACAUACACGCCAACGGGGCCUCUUUCUUUUUUAUUUGUAUCUACCUACACAUCGGCCGAGGACUAUACUACGGCUCCUACCUAUUUAAAGAGACAUGAAACACUGGUGUAAUCCUUCUUCUUCUAGUCAUAAUAACCGCCUUCGUAGGUUAUGUCCUACCCUGAGGACAGAUAUCUUUCUGAGGCGCCACCGUAAUUACCAACCUCCUGUCUGCUGUCCCUUACAUAGGAGACACUCUCGUCCAAUGAAUUUGAGGCGGCUUUUCAGUUGAUAACGCCACCUUAACUCGCUUCUUCGCCUUCCACUUCCUAUUUCCUUUCAUUGUUGCCGCCGCAACCAUAGUUCAUCUUAUCUUCCUUCACGAAACCGGCUCCAACAACCCAAUUGGACUAAACUCUGACGCCGACAAAAUUUCUUUUCACCCCUACUUCUCCUACAAAGACCUUUUAGGUUUCGUUUUUCUAUUAACCACACUAGUAACUCUAUCCCUUUUCUCCCCUAACCUGCUGGGGGACCCAGAAAACUUCACCCCAGCGAACCCCCUCAUUACGCCCCCUCAUAUUAAACCCGAGUGGUAUUUUCUUUUUGCCUAUGCCAUCCUUCGCUCCAUUCCCAAUAAACUAGGGGGAGUCCUUGCCCUCCUAGCUUCUAUCCUAGUACUUAUAGUUGUACCCCUCCUUCACACUUCCAAACAACGAAGCCUCACUUUCCGUCCCCUGACUCAAAUCCUAUUUUGACUCUUAAUCGCAGACGUAGCAAUCCUUACAUGAAUUGGAGGCAUGCCUGUUGAACAUCCCUAUAUCAUUAUUGGACAAAUUGCCUCUGUCCUAUAUUUUUCCCUGUUCUUAUUUUUCGCGCCCGCCGCAGCAUGAGUCGAGAAUAAAAUUCUUGGAUGAUAA
Gambusia affinis (western mosquitofish) is the source of this 1140-nucleotide messenger RNA. Lineage: Eukaryota; Metazoa; Chordata; Actinopteri; Cyprinodontiformes; Poeciliidae. The record is from the annotation of a RefSeq genome assembly.